GGCGGUGGAAGCAGGUUCGCGCGUUGUUGUCGUUCUUUCGGCAGGCUCGCGCGUUGCACACGCUGCACACACGCUGUGUGUACGACGAGUGAACUUUACCAAAACGACUCUUGUUUGUUUUGCCUGCCAUCGAUCACUAAUUGCAUUCGAUAAAUAAUAAACUUUGUUGCGCCUCAUCGGUUCGCGUUGUUGCUGUUAUUAUGACGAUAUGGUCCUACGAAUUGGACUGAAAUUGAUUCGCCUGCGGAUUGGAGUUUGGAGUUUUCUGGAAUAAAAACACACACAAAGUCGAUUGUUCUUCUCGACGGAUGGGUGGAGAAGGCUCGUUAUAAAAGUGCAGUGAUGCGGUAAUGUGCUCCAAAUGUUAUAGCGCUUUUCGGAUUAUUCUGCAACAUUAAGAUGACUUGAAGGUGCAACUGACAGAAUGUUUCCUCGCGUGGUGCUCCACGUGUGCCUGCUAGUCGUGCACACGCUGGCCGUUGAUCCAUCACAAUGCAUUGCCCCGCUUGGAAUGGAAAACGGGCAGAUCCGGGACGAUGACAUCACUGCCAGUUCGUCCUUCGAUAGCGGCAAUGUCGGUCCACAUCAAGGACGCGUGCGUACGGAGAAAAACGGCGGUGCAUGGUGCCCACAGAAUCAGGCAACACAGGAGCCCAACGAAUGGAUUCAGAUCGAUCUGAAAUCUACGCACAUGAUAACAGCCGCUGGGACACAAGGACGCUUUGGGAAUGGACAGGGUGCCGAAUUUGCAGAGGCUUAUACUCUGGACUAUUGGCGGCCUAAACUGAACAAGUGGAUACAAUAUCGGGCACAAAAUGGUGAAGAGGUGAUUAAUGGUAACAUGAAUACUUAUCUAGAGAAGAAGAAUCAACUGUAUCCACCAAUUUGGGCGAGCAAGAUACGCUUCUAUCCGUAUAGUUUUCAUAAACGAACGGUGUGCAUGCGCGUAGAGCUCUACGGUUGUCGAUGGACGGACGGAAUCGUAAGCUAUUCGAUGCCGCAAGGGGACAAACGUGGCCAGAAUUGGGAAUUCUACGACUUUGGGUACGACGGCCACUGGGAUGGCCACGAACUCAAGCACGGUCUCGGCCAGCUCAUCGAUGGCAAGUUUGGUCAGGACGACUUUAAGAUGGACUUCCACGACGAUAAGCAGGCGUGGAUCGGGUGGAAAAACGACAGUCGCAACUCGAAGCCCAUCGAAAUUAAGUUCGAGUUCGACCGCGUCCGUGAAUUCUCCAGCGUGCACAUCUAUUGCAACAAUUUGUUUACAAAAGAAGUGCAAGUCUUCUCUGUGGCUAAAGUGCUCUUCAGUGUAGGUGGGAAAAGAUUCAAUAAGGGUGAGCCCAUCACAUACGAAUAUGUGGAGGAUAGAAUAUUUGAAAGCGCCAGGAAUAUUACCAUCAAAUUGCAUCAUCGGGUUGGAAAGUAUGUAAAACUGCAGUUUUAUUUCGCCGCCAAAUGGUUGAUGAUAAGUGAGAUUACUUUUGAUUCCGUUGUGGCUCAUGGUAACUUCACUGUGGAGCCGGAACCUACCACACCACCACCAGUGAGACACCAAGAUAGGAAUUUCAAUAAGGACAAAAUAGAGAUUCCAAUUCCGGAAUACAAUCACACAUUGAACGAUCCGGCGUAUUUGACAUUCAUUGUGAUAGGUCUUAUUUUGCUAAUUGUGUUUCUGGUGGGCGCAAUAUUUCUGAUCAUGAAUCGCUAUAAGAACCGCAAGUUUAAUCGCAGUCCGAAUUCUUCUAAUCAUGACUUUCCCAAUAACACAUUGUCGCAACUUCAGCCACAGUCUGUUCUCGGCGUUAGUGAGAAGGGCAGCGGCCAUAUUGAAGCUUAUGGCGUCACCGAGAUUAACGAUAUCGAUUCCAGGCGAAGCCAUGGUACGCUCCAAUCAAGUUUACGUUCAACGCUGCCGUUGCCACAUUCGGGCCUGGAGCAGAUGUGCGAGACCAACGUGUAUCAAGAACCAUAUCAAGCGCGCAUCGGUUCUUAUUAUAGUUAUAGUACGGUAGUUAUGGAAAUGCAGAACACGUUGAGCUCCAAGAAGACGUAUGGAUUCACACCCACAGAUGCCUAUGACUAUGCGAUACCGGAAGCCGGAACGCUCCCGCUUCUUGGUGGUAAUGGAAGCAGCGGGAGUAAUGCGGGAAGUGUUAAAGGUGCUGCGGAGCGAGGCAUAUUGCGAAAUGGAAGAAAUAGUGUUACGAACGGAACAAGAAUAUCUAGGAAUAGUCAUAAUGGCUCACCAACUCAGCAGGAAGCCUUGAACGCCUUAAAGAGAAGACUGGAAGAAACUGUAAUUCCAGAAUUUCCCAGACACAGGCUUCGAAUGUUGUCAAAGUUAUCAGAAGGAGCUUUUGGAACAGUGUACAUAGCACAAGCAGACGGAAUCCCCGAAUAUAAUUCGGAUCUGUCUUUGGGCACUAGAUUGGUAGCCAUUAAAUUCUUGGGAGAGAAUUCUUCGGACAAAGAAAGGGGGGACUUCUACAGAGAUGUUAGAAUUCUGUCAGCAUUAGAGGACCAAAAUAUUGCCCGCGUGUUGGGCAUUUGCAGCGUGGAUGACCCGCUUUGCGUUGUCAUGGAGUACUUGGACCACGGCGAUCUGUGUCAAUUCCUGAAGACGCACGUGGCCGCCGACAGCACCAAUUUGAACACGUAUGGCGUCAAAUCGCUAUCGUUCAACUGCCUUCUGUACAUGGGUACGCAGAUCUCGUCGGGCAUGCGGUACCUGGAAAGUUUGAACUUUGUGCAUCGAGAUUUAGCGACGCGCAAUUGUCUCGUCGGCAAGGCGUACCAAAUAAAAAUCUGCGAUUUUGGUACCUAUAACGAACUUUACGCCAAUGACUACUACAAGGUCGACGGAAACACUCCGGUGCCAAUUCGCUGGAUGGCCUGGGAGAGCGUCUACCAAGUCAAGUACACGACCAAGAGCGACGUGUGGUCAUUCGCCGUCACGCUCUGGGAGAUAUUGACGUUGUGCAGACGGCAGGCAUAUUACGAGCUGAGCGAUCCGCUGGUGAUGGAGAAUUUAGCGCACAUGCAUUGUGAUGAUGGCCAGUAUCUUUACCUACCGCACCCCAUGGCACCUAAAGACAUUUACAACCUUAUGCUUGAGUGUUGGCGGCGCAACGACUGCGAUCGGCCGUCGUUUAGGGAAAUCAAUCUGUUCUUACAGCGAAAGAAUCUGGGCUACGCACCAACUUCAUAGUGUUCUCGGCCGGAGCCGCGGUACUAAUUACAAACGACAAUUAAAUAUUAGGAAAGACUGUUUUGCAGCGCGUAAUACUUAUUAUUAGGAGCUGAUGGAUGAUUUUUAGAGGGAACAAAAAAAUAGAACGUAAAUGUUUUAUGUACAUAGAACACAGGGUGAUAUAAUUAUUUAUACUUGACAAUUAAGAUGAUGGAAGCAAUGUAACAAAUUACAACACAUAUAUGAAGCUGCACGUACUCGAUUUUCCAAAUCAGGUGGUACCGAGUACUUCUUGGCACUUAUGGAACUAUAUUUACCUAAAUCGAAACUUAUUUAUUUUCACUAAUAACUAUUGAUAAAUCGACACAAAACAAUGAAACGCUUUUUGACCUUUUUGCUAUCGUACUAUUUGAACCAUCGUGGACAUGACAUUUGACUCAACGUAAUCAGAAACGAAGUGAACAAUUGAAUAGUGAUAUGUAUUCUAGAAUGCUUGUGUAAUACUUCUUCCAACUUUGAUGUGUCUUGGAGAGGAGUACUAGUUUUCCUUGUGUUCAAAACGAUGUACUGAUUGUAUCCGCAAUGCUACGAGACUAACAAGAGAUUAAAACACAACUAGGUACCAAAGAAAACGUCUCGUUGAAUCAGUGACAUUCCCAAAUGUAAUCAUGCACACCAAAUCAACUUUUAUAAUAAAAUGUGCGCUAUAUGAAGAUGAAAAACAAUAUUUAUAAAUGCUAUAAGUAAAUGAAGCUAAAGAAAUGGUAAACGAUAUAUUUAGAACGAGUACUCUUGAUAUUUGAUAUAGCUUGCUUUAACCAUUUGUUACUUGAUCACACUAAUUGCACAAUAAUUCGAUGACAAUGUAAAAUUAAUGACUAGCUAUAACGAUACGUAUAUAAAAAAAAACGAAAUGAUAUAAUAUAAAUAACGAUAUUCGUGUUAUUACCUAUUAUUAUUAUUAUAAUUAUUAUUGAUUAUUAUUAAUUAAUGUAUAUUUACUAGUCAAUUGAUUCGCGCGCCUAUGAAUAUUUAAGCAACAAACAUUUACAAAGAUACGCAAACAAAUUCGAAUUAUGUAAUAAUGAAAACUUGUGGAUGUGAGUGGAUUUGAAACUGCGAAUAUUUUCUACUAUAUCUCUUGGUGCAAAUAAUGAACAUUCUAAAAAUUUCUGAAAUCACAACUGUGCGUGAUUGCAAAUCAAUGUAAAAUGUUAUGUACGAACAAAUUACUCUCAUCACAUUCUGAAUUCACAAUAAGUUUUGAUCAAACACAUCUCACCAUCACAUGAAUGUAUAUGUAAGUCACAACCAUUUUUCUUUUACGAGUGCCAAUUAUUCAUACCGAUCAUUUCAUGUAGUUGCAAUUGAUAUGCAUUCCAUUUAAUUCUUAUUAUUCUUAUGUCUAUUGUAUACCACAUAAAAUGUGUAAUUUAUAACUUUUUAACGAUAUAGAGAAUACACGUGGCACGACUUACAUUACUGCAAUAAUUAAUUACGAAUUUAAAUGAUUGAUAUUGAUUGAGAAACAACCGGAACACAGAAUGGAGUUGUACGAAAAGUGUUACUUGCUAUUUUGUAAAUUUGGUGCGUUAAAAUGCAGAUGAAACACAGAAUCGGAAGUAAUAAAAAUGUGAAUAACAUAUCAAGAUUAAUAAAAAGGCAUUAAUAAAA
Dalotia coriaria is the source of this 4867-nucleotide messenger RNA. Its product is annotated as discoidin domain-containing receptor 2-like. Gene Ontology annotation, cellular component: plasma membrane; signaling receptor complex. Gene Ontology annotation, molecular function: ATP binding; protein tyrosine kinase collagen receptor activity; collagen binding. NCBI's taxonomy places the organism in Eukaryota, Metazoa, Arthropoda, Insecta, Coleoptera, Staphylinidae. The transcript is spliced from 9 exons. The coding region runs from base 425 to 3211 and encodes 928 amino acids. Gene Ontology annotation, biological process: cell surface receptor protein tyrosine kinase signaling pathway; positive regulation of phosphatidylinositol 3-kinase/protein kinase B signal transduction; positive regulation of kinase activity. The record is from RefSeq and is a predicted model, not a curated record.